GCAAAUGCUAUUUGAUCUAUGGGGUUUGACAAACUCUCCGCCCCUGUAGAAGCUAUUCACACACACACGGAGAGAGAAAGAGAGAGUCAGUCAGGCUGGGGUCUUCAGACAAUCAUGUCCUCUCCAAGAAACUCCUCCAACUUUACGCACAUCAACCGGUUCGCGCAGCCGGCGUGGCGCGUCGCGUUGUGGUCUCUGGCGUUCGCGUUGGUGCUGCUGGUGGCCGUUACCGGGAAUCUGAUCGUCAUCUGGAUUAUUGUCGCACACAAGCGGAUGAGGACCGUCACUAACUACUUUCUGCUGAAUCUGGCGGUGUCGGACGUGUGUGUGGCCGCGCUGAACGCACUGGUGAACUUCGUGUACGGCGCGCACGGGCACUGGUACUUCAGCAGCGCGUACUGCCGCUUCCAGAACUUCUACCCGGUGGCCGCGGUGUUCGCCAGCAUAUACUCUAUGAGCGCCAUCGCCCUGGACAGGUAUAUGGCGAUCAUCCACCCAAUGAAGCCCCGGCUCUCGGCGAAGGUCACCAAAGCGGUGAUUGUGUGUGUGUGGAUUCUGGCGGCAUUUCUGGCCUUUCCGCUCUGCUUCUACUCCGUCACUGAAGUUCUGCCGCACAGGACCGUCUGCUAUGUGGCCUGGCCGAGAAAAGAUGACGACGCAUUCAUAUAUCAUGUGGUUGUGGCGCUGCUGGUCUAUCUCCUUCCACUUGCACUGAUGGCUGUGACCUACAGCCGAGUCGGACUGACGUUGUGGGGUGGAGAUUUUCCAGGACACUCUUCAGAAAACCUCCUGGAUCACCUGCAGGCCAAGAGGAAGGUUGUGAAGAUGAUGGUGAUCGUGGUGGUGACGUUCGCCAUCUGCUGGCUCCCGUAUCACGUGUAUUUCAUCAUGACGAGCUUCAACCGAACGCUGAGGAGGUUUAAGUGGAUCCAACAGGUGUAUCUGUCAGUGCUGUGGCUCUCCAUGAGCUCCUCCAUGUACAACCCCAUCAUCUACUGCUGCCUCAACAGCAGGUUCCGCGCCGGGUUCAAGCAGGUGUUUCGCUGGUGUCCCUUUAUUCAGAUGUCGAACUGUGAUGAGCUGGAGCUCCAGACGGCUCGUUUCCAGCAGCAGCGGCAAAGCAGUGUGUUCACGGUCACGCGUAUGGAGUCGGACGCCAGCGCCGCCAUCAGCAGACGCAAGAGCUCCAGCACCAGCCGCUGCAGCGUCAGGAGCCAAUCACGGCCCUCCGCCCGGCCGACGCUCAACGGUGCUCCACACGGAAACAUCAGCGGCGUUCGAGAAACACUGAGCUGAUAGGAGCGAUAAACAGUGCUGGGGUUACACCAUAUUGAAAAAAACUGACAUUGUGAUACACUGUUAACAAUUUCCUGUAGAAUCUACAGUAACUCACUGGCAGCAGUUCUCCAGUAACUUACUGUAAAUCAAUUAGAGCAAAAGGCCUGUAUUACGGUAUAUUUUUACAGCUGUUUAGCACCAUUUAUCUUGCUGUAUAUGUAUUAACAUUAUUGUAUGUUUAUCUUUACUGUAAAAUAUACAGUAAUUUUCACAAUGCAGCUUUAAAAUACAGUAACAUACUUUAUAACUGUAAUAGAGUAAAAUAAAGUUCAUAUUACAGUUCAGUUCACCGGUAAAUUACUGUAAAUCAGUUAAAUUUCACAAUGCAGUUUUAAAAUACAGUAACAUACUGUAUAACUGUAACAGAGUAAAAUACAGUACAUAUUACAGUUCAGUUCGCCAGUAACUUACUGCAAAUCAGUUAAAAUUCACAAUGCAGUUUUAAAAUACAGUAACAUACUGUAUAACUGGCCU
Molecule: messenger RNA, 1812 nt
Organism: Danio aesculapii
Lineage: Eukaryota; Metazoa; Chordata; Actinopteri; Cypriniformes; Danionidae
Product: neuromedin-K receptor
Exons: 5
Coding region: 19-1296 (425 amino acids)
Biological process (GO): G protein-coupled receptor signaling pathway; positive regulation of flagellated sperm motility
Cellular component (GO): sperm midpiece; plasma membrane
Molecular function (GO): tachykinin receptor activity
Source: RefSeq, a predicted model, not a curated record